Molecule: messenger RNA, 540 nt
Organism: Erigeron canadensis
Lineage: Eukaryota; Viridiplantae; Streptophyta; Magnoliopsida; Asterales; Asteraceae
Product: LOB domain-containing protein 24-like
Exons: 2
Coding region: 7-432 (141 amino acids)
Source: RefSeq, a predicted model, not a curated record
GAUCAAAUGACUACUACUCGAUGUGCGGCUUGCAAGUAUUUUAGAAGAAGAUGCCCUUCAAAUUGCAAUUUUGCACCGUAUUUUCCUUCCAAUAACCCUCAACGAUUCGUUUGUGUUCAUAGAAUAUACGGCGCCAACAACAUUGGGAAAAUGCUUGAGGGAUUGCCGGAGCAACUACGAGGGAAUGCAAUAGAAUGCUUGUAUUAUGAGGCCAAAUGUAGAAUACAAGACCCUGUAUACGGGUGUGUUAGCAUAAUAUCACAGUUGCAUUGGGAAAUUCGUAUAGCCCAAACGCAACUAGCAAAAGCUCAAGCGGAAAUUGCCUUACUUGAUGCUGGUGUUGAAGGAGCGGUAACGACAUCAAGAUUGGGUGAUCAGCAAAAUGGCAUUGAUCAUGGCGUAUAUGACCCUUUUAAUUCUUGGUUCUAUUGAUGUUAGUAUUGAUUGAAAAUUACACAUAAUUCUUUGGUUCUUCUAUAAAUCAUUGUUAUGUUAAAAUAAAAAAACCUAUAAAUAAAUGUUACUCGUAUAUUUCACGCA